UCAUCAUCAUCAUCAUCAUACAGCAGAGGAGGAGAGAUGUCCAGUCGGAAGGCUGGUCGACCUGGAGCCGGAGCCGAGCCCCAGAUUGGAGGGUGAUGAUGGGGGUCGGAGGGAGAAAAAGCCCCCGGAUGAGGCCGGCGCAGACAGACGAGAGGCGUACAACAUGUCCCGUCUGCGCAGCUCCUCUCUGGAGAUCAAGGAGAAAGGCACAGAGUUCCUCCGAGAGCAGCUGGACGCAGCACAGAAGGAGCUGAAGCUGAAGGACGAGGAGUGUGAAAGACUGUCUCAUGUCAGGAAUCAACUGGAGCAGGAGCUGGAGGAGCUGACUGCCAGUCUGUUUGAGGAGGCUCAUAAGAUGGUUCGAGAAGCCAACGUGAAGCAGGCGGCGGCUGAGAAACAGCUGAAGGAGGCGCAGGGAAAGAUCGACGUCCUGCAGGCAGAGGUCAGCGCUCUAAAGACCCUGGUGUUGACCUCUACACCCUCGUCUCCGAACCGCCAGCUCCACCCGCAGCUGCUGUCGCCAGGCUCCAGUCGGGCCUCGUCUCGACCCUUCGGACACACGCGCAACAAGAGCGCCAGCGGAGCCCUGCAGACGGAGCCUACAAACCCUGAGAAAGACACAGUCCACCAUGACAGAGAGCUGGACUCAGUGCUGUUUGCAGAGUUUCUGUCCUGGAAGGAGUGUCCGAAUCUGGAGCGAUCAUCUGCAUUCAUCAGUCGUGUCUACAGAGAGGACAUCGGGCCCUGCCUGUCCUUCACCUCCGCUGAGCUCUCCCAGUCAGUCCAGCGCUGUGUGGAGAAUAACUCUCUGACCAUUGAGCCCGUCAUCACAUCCUCCCUGCCCACCGACAAAAACAUCCAUCAAGGAGGAACAAACGGUUGCUGGACACCAAUAGAAACUAAGUGUGCGCUGAGUGGAUUGACGCGCCCCUGCAGACACCGCAUUAAACUGGGAGAUAAAGAGAACUAUUAUUAUAUUUCUCUAUCCAGCAGAGCUCGAAUCACCGCAGUGUGUAAUUUCUUUACAUACAUCAGGUACAUCCAGCAAGGCCUUGUCAGGCAGGAUGUUCAGCAGAUGUUCUGGGAAGUGAUGCGGCUGCGGAGAGAGAUGAGUGUGGCUAAACUAGGCUUUUUCCACACCGAGCACAGCUAAAACGCACACACACACACACACACACACACACACCCACAUUAUCAUUUCACACACUCCCAUGAUGCUUUGCUUAGAGUUACCGUAAAUUAUAUCCGUAAAUUAGCGGUUUUUCGUAUUUUAUCUAUUUGCGUAUUAAAUAUUACAACACUUGAAUAUUCACAAUAUUUUCAACGUUUGUUCUCCAGUUUUAAGAAAAAUAAAAUCAUUGUGUUGUAUGUUUAGGAAAUAUUACAAAACUACAAUGAAAAAAGUUACAUCAAGCAUUUGAGCAACAACGUAUAAACGUUUAUUAAUAGUAUCAGAUCUGCAAUUGGAACGCAAUAUUACACAAUAAAAAACAACACUAGGCUGCUUUCUGUCCCAGCAUGCUUUGUGCCUCGGUGAACAGUUUACAAUCUUUUCUAUGCAAACCUCAAUCUAAGCGGCUUAGUCUGUUACUGACGUCCUGUAUAAUAUGGAUACUGAUGAUCACAAUCUAUCAGCAGGUUGUCCCAUGAUGCAUUGCACUCAUAUACUGUAGAUAAUAGCUGCUGCAUGCUAAACAGUCGCUGUCUUACAGCACAGAUACAGUGUUUACAGUAGAGCUGGCCUGCGAUGAACUGACUGGACUUUUAUAUGAUGUCUACACUCCGCUCCAUCACUUAAGUACCGUUUAUCGCAAGUUGAAGCGCCUUGUUGUGUUUCAAAGAAGCUUCUUAUGUGUUUUUAGCCUAUUAAAAAUAAUCUUCGAAAUA
Messenger RNA from Danio rerio (zebrafish), 1887 nucleotides. Lineage: Eukaryota; Metazoa; Chordata; Actinopteri; Cypriniformes; Danionidae. The record is from RefSeq and is a predicted model, not a curated record.